AUCUCGCGCAGGCGUGCUAGCUCCCUGUCGCUAUGCGGGUGCUUGUAGGUGGCGGGACGGGAUUCAUUGGGACAGCCCUAACCCAGCUGCUGAAAGCCAGGGGCCACGAAGUUAAAUUGGUCUCCAGACAGCCUGGCCCGGGUCGAAUUACGUGGAGUGAACUCAGUGAGUCGGGGCUGCCCCUCUGCGAUGUUGUCGUCAACCUGGCUGGAGAGAAUAUCCUCAACCCUCUGCGAAGAUGGAAUGAAACCUUCCAAAAAGAGGUUCUUACCAGCCGCUUGGAUACCACCCACUUGCUAGCCAAAGCCAUCACUGAAGCUGCACACCCACCUCAGGCUUGGAUUCUAGUCACAGGUGUAGCUUACUACCAGCCAAGCCUGACUAAGGAGUAUGAUGAAGACAGCCCAGGAGGGGAUUUUGACUUUUUCUCCAACCUGGUAACCAAAUGGGAAGCAGCAGCCAGGCUUCCUGGAGAGUCUACACGCCAGGUUGUGGUACGUUCAGGGGUUGUGCUGGGCCGUGGAGGCGGCGCCAUCAGCCACAUGCUUCUGCCCUUCCGCCUGGGCCUAGGAGGCCCCAUCGGUUCAGGUCGCCAAUUCUUCCCCUGGAUACACAUUGGUGACCUGGCAGGAAUUCUGAAUUAUGCCCUUGAAGCAAACCACGUCCAAGGAGUCCUGAAUGGAGUGGCUCCAGCAUCUACAACUACCAAUGCUGAGUUUGCCCAGGCCUUGGGUGCUGCCCUGGGCCGCCCAGCCUUCAUACCUGUCCCCAGCACUGUGGUACGAGCAGUCUUUGGAGAACGUGCCAUCAUGCUGUUGGAAGGGCAGAAAGUGGUCCCUCGGCGGACACUGGCUACUGGCUACCAGUACUCCUUCCCAGAGCUGAGGGCUGCCUUGAAGGAUGUUGUAGCCUGAGCAGAGAAGGAGCCCCAAGGCAGAAGCUGGGGCCUGCUCCUGCAUUCUGAGAAGUGGGUCAGGUGAUGACCCCUGCACUUGAGAUCAGAAGCCAUCUGGGUCUUAGACUCUGCCCGCCCCCUUUCUUCCCAUGUUCGUUGAUCCACCCCUAUCUGAGAAACUCCAGCCUCAAGGAUAUAAUCUCAUUCUAACCUUCACCUCUUCAACUUCUUGUGGCUUCUGUGUCACAUUGUUGCCCUGGUUCUCCUAUAUGCUGUGUAGACAAUGUUCUACAGUUGCGGCAAUAAAGAUAGAAUAUGUCGUCGCUAGA
Messenger RNA from Mus caroli (Ryukyu mouse), 1224 nucleotides. RefSeq names its product short chain dehydrogenase/reductase family 39U member 1 (gene Sdr39u1). The record is from RefSeq and is a predicted model, not a curated record. NCBI's taxonomy places the organism in Eukaryota, Metazoa, Chordata, Mammalia, Rodentia, Muridae.